Molecule: messenger RNA, 3223 nt
Organism: Tachysurus vachellii
Lineage: Eukaryota; Metazoa; Chordata; Actinopteri; Siluriformes; Bagridae
Gene: lig1
Product: ligase I, DNA, ATP-dependent
Exons: 27
Coding region: 135-3047 (970 amino acids)
Biological process (GO): Okazaki fragment processing involved in mitotic DNA replication; DNA repair; lagging strand elongation
Cellular component (GO): nucleus; mitochondrion
Molecular function (GO): DNA binding; DNA ligase (ATP) activity; ATP binding
Source: RefSeq, a predicted model, not a curated record
UGUGUGACGUCACUUUGGCGCCCAAUUGUUCGUCUUUGAGCGCGCGUGUUCAUCCGUUUCCGCGAAUGACGACAUUCUACACUGAAAAUUACUAAAAGUCUAAAAUUCUGACGGGAUUUUACUUGAUAUUAAACAUGCAGCGAAGUAUAUCGUCUUUCUUUCAGCCAAAGAAGUUUAAAGAGAAGGAUGGCCUGCCAACAGGGAGCUCUGAGUCAGUUAAAAGCCCCCUCAGGCCUCAGAACAUUGAUCCGGAAUGUGAGUCACCAGUGAAGAUGAGUAAACGGAGUCGAGCAAUCAUAGACAGUGAUGAUGAAGAGCCGCAGACUUUAAAAGAUGUCUCCAAACAGAAUGGAAAGCAAGCAGCCACACCAGUUAGCCUUGUUAAGGACAUGACCAGUCCGCCCUCUGCAAAGCCCGUUGUUACCAUGACAGCCUCUGUUGUUUCGGGAACUUCUGACACACUUGAAAUGCCUGUUACCCCAAAUUCCACUUCACCCUCUGGCAUCCCCAAACGCAAAACUGCCCGUAAGCAGUUUCCCAAGAGAAAAUUGGAUAGCAGGAGUGAUGGAGAGAGAGAAAAAGAAGAGGAUGGAAAAGAGACCGAGGGAGGACAGGAGAGUAAACGAGCAAAAACAGAAAGAGAUGUUGAACAAAUGGUGACUGAUGAAGAGGCUGUGGAGGUGGAGGAAAAGAACAGCAAUACAAUGAAGAAAGAACUGCUUAAAGCAAAGGAUGAGGAAAAAAUGAAUGUGACUAAUGCUGAGAAACAGAAUCAACGACAGAGCGAUGAAAAUGAACAGGAAGGAGAGACGCAAGAGGCGAAUGGAUUGAAAAAGGAUACAAAGGAGGAAAAAGGCAGUCCUGAAAGAGUGAUGGAGAAGGAUGCUGGGGCUGAGAAGAUAGGGGGAGCUGCUAAGAAAAAAGCCAUCAACAGUUUCUUUGCACCCAGAAAACCUGCAGUAAAGCUGGAAAAAUCAGAAGAGAAAAGUGAUGUACAGAAGAACGAUGGUGAAAAGCCUGAAGCUGCGACUGUUUCUGAUAAGAAAGAAAAGAACGGUGAUAAGAAUAUGGAACUUGCAAACCAGAGACAAUAUGAUCCUUCUAAAGCUCACUAUCAUCCCAUUGAUGAUGCUUGCUGGAAUAAGAGUCAGAGAGUUCCAUAUCUUGCUGUUGCUCGAACCUUUGAGAAGAUUGAAGAAGAUUCUGGCAGGUUGAGAAACAUUGAGACACUGUCCAACUUUUUACGCUCUGUUAUCCUGCUCUCUCCAGAUGACCUCUUAUGCUGUGUGUACCUAUGUCAAAAUCAGCUUGGUCCUGCGCACCAGGGGCUAGAGCUAGGUGUGGGGGAAACGGUACUGAUGAAGGCUGUUGCCCAGGCAACUGGGCGUCAGUUGGACAAAAUCAAGACUGAGGCCCAAGAAAAAGGUGACCUGGGAUUGGUAGCUGAGAGUUCCCGUAGUAAUCAGAGAAUGAUGUUUGCACCAGCAAAUCUGACUGCUAUGGGUGUGUUUAGUAAACUGAAGGAGAUUGGCAACAUGAGCGGAAACUCUGCAAUGAAUAAGAAAAUUGACAUAAUUAAGGGUCUGUUUGUGGCUUGUCGUUUCUCAGAGGCUAGAUACAUUGUACGGUCAUUAGCAGGCAAAUUGAGGAUUGGAUUGGCUGAGCAGAGUGUUUUAGCAGCUCUAAGUCAAGCAGUAUGUCUAAGUCCACCAGGUCAAGAAUUCCCGCCAGCUGUGACUGAUGCAGGAAAGAGGAUGAGUGCAGAGAGCAGGAGAGCAUGGCUUGAGGAAAAAGGUCUUAUCCUUAAGCAGACUUACUGUGAAAUGCCAAAUUAUGAUGCCAUUAUUCCUGUCUUGUUAAAGUUUGGCAUAGAUGAACUGCCCAAUCACUGCAGACUUACUCCAGGUGUGCCACUGCGCCCCAUGUUAGCUCAUCCAACUAAGGGAGUAGGGGAGGUGAUGAAAAGGUUUGAUGAAGCUGCUUUCACUUGUGAAUACAAGUAUGAUGGCGAGAGAGCACAGAUUCACAUCCUUGAGAGUGGUGAGGUUUAUGUUUUUAGCCGAAACCAAGAGGACAACACCAGCAAAUACCCUGACAUCAUUUCGCGGAUCCCGCAGAUAAAGCAGAAAUCUGUUCUUAGCUGUGUCUUGGACUCUGAGGUGGUUGCAUGGGACAGAGAGAAAAAGCAGAUUCAACCCUUUCAAGUUCUUACCACACGCAAACGGAAGGAUGUGGAAGCAUCUGAGAUUAAGGUGCAGGUUUGUGUGUAUGCCUUUGACCUGCUCUACUUAAAUGGAGAGUCUCUGGUACGGGAGCCAUUUAUUAAGCGCCGAGCUUUGUUAAGACAGAGUUUCAUGGAGAAGGAGGGAGAGUUUGUCUUUGCUUGUUAUCUUGACUCUGACAGCACCGAAUCCAUAGCAGAGUUCCUGGAGCAAUCCAUACGAGACUCUUGCGAAGGCUUGAUGGUCAAAACCCUGGAGAAAGACGCCACCUAUGAAAUUGCCAAGCGCUCUCAUAACUGGCUUAAGCUGAAGAAGGAUUAUCUGGAAGGUGUGGGUGACACAGUGGAUCUGUGUGUGCUUGGUGCCUAUCUAGGGAAGGGGAAGAGAGCCGGUAGUUAUGGGGGUUUCCUGCUUGGCUGCUAUGAUGAAGAGAAUGAGGAGUUUCAGUCUGUCUGUAAGAUAGGAACAGGUUUCAAAGAUGAAGAUCUGGAGCAGCAUUACAAUUUCUUAAAGGAGCACAUCCUCCCCAAGCCCCGCCCCUACUACAGAGUGGAUCAAACCGCAGAGCCGGAUGUUUGGCUGGAUGCUGUACAAGUUUGGGAAGUGAAGUGUGCUGACCUGUCACUGUCUCCAGUUUACAAGGCAGCAAUGGGAUUGGUGGACCCAGACAAAGGGAUUUCCCUUCGCUUUCCCCGAUUCCUUCGCAUAAGAGAUGACAAAAAACCAGAGGAUGCUACUACAGGAGCACAGAUUGCUGAUCUCUACAGAAAGCAGCAGCAGAUUCAGAAUCAAGGAGAAAAGGCUGAUUUAGAGGAUUACUACUGAUAGUUGCCUUUUGUUUGGCUUUUGCACUCUCAGAUUUACAUGUAGCUGAUAAAGUUUGGACAGACUAUUCAUGCACACUGUAUCAUUUAUUAAAGUUUUCUAAUUCUGUAAUUGUUUUAAAUGAAAGUACAAAAUUAAAAUUGUGCAUAGGGUAAAGAUCCCAAAUAAAACCUUUU